Molecule: messenger RNA, 1419 nt
Organism: Musa acuminata AAA Group (dessert banana)
Lineage: Eukaryota; Viridiplantae; Streptophyta; Magnoliopsida; Zingiberales; Musaceae
Product: putative ubiquitin-conjugating enzyme E2 38
Exons: 6
Coding region: 103-1227 (374 amino acids)
Molecular function (GO): ubiquitin conjugating enzyme activity
Source: RefSeq, a predicted model, not a curated record
UACGCCUCUCUCUCUCUCUCUCUCUCUCUCUCUCGGAGCGUGCGAUCACCGUAACUGUGGCGCAGCCUGACGGUGCAUUGAUCGCCACCUAACCCCGGCCCCAUGCAGACGCCGCUUCCCGCCGCCGGUUCCAAGUCGUCGUUUUGGUCGUCCCCUAGGGAGAUGGUUUUCGCUUCCCUUUCCAAGCUUCGUAUCUUUCCCCGGAAGUCAUCAACCGGGGGCCCCGACGUCACGGCGCCAUCCUUCUCCUCCUCGGCUUCGAGUUCAAGCCAGCAGCAGAUGAAGAAGAGCCCGAAUUCUGCAGGGGAAAAUACAAGCAAAAGAAAGAUGAAAACAACAUUUGAUGAUGAAAUUGACAUGAAAUACAGAUUGUUUAAACAAUUUGAUGUAGUUCAAGAUCAUUCAGAUCAUUACUAUAAGUUUUCUAAAAUCAAGCGGCUUUUCCCUUUACAGCCAACAAAAGAUUGGGUGAGGUGGAUUCAGCAUGAGUGGAAGAUCCUAGAAAAUGAUCUACCUGAGACAAUAUAUGUAAGGGCGUAUGAAGAAAGGAUGGAUAUUCUAAGGGCUGUUAUUGUUGGACCAGCUGGAACUCCUUAUCAUGAUGGCCUUUUCUUCUUUGACAUUUUCUUUCCUCCAACCUAUCCCCAGAAACCUCCAGAAGUUUAUUACAGAUCUGGUGGACUUCGAAUAAACCCAAAUUUGUAUGAUUCUGGUAGAGUUUGUCUUAGCCUUCUCAACACAUGGUCUGGCGAGGGAUGUGAGAAGUGGAUACCAUACAAGUCAUCCAUGCUGCAGGUUCUGGUCUCUAUUCAGGCUCUAGUUCUGAAUGCCAAGCCAUUUUUUAAUGAGCCAGUAUAUGCCGAGAUAAAAAGUACACCUGAUGUAGAGAAGCGAUCCCUGAUUUACAAUGAGGGUGCUUUUGUUUUAUCCUGCAGAACGAUGCUGUAUUUGGUUAGGAAUCCCCCAAAGCAUUUUGGGGACUUUGUUGCUGGACAUUUCCGAAAGCAUGGAGGCACCAUCCUCAAAGCAUGUUACGCUUACAUGAAUGGUGUUCAAGUUGGAUGCACAAUCAGUCAAGGGAUAAAUGAAGUUAUUGAAGGCAGCAAGAAUUUCUCAGCGACAUUCCGGACAUCCCUGAAGUUGUUAACUAAAGACCUUUUAAGGGAAUUCACUCGCAAAGGAGCUGACUGCUCCGAAUUCCUUGCUCUGGAUGAAGUCAAAAAUUAAGCUGCCAGAAAAGCAGGCGAUAUUUUAAAAUUAUGAAGCCGAACUCUCUAUUGAUCUGCCCUACAACUUUGCUAGAUUACACAUUAAUAAUUGUCUACCUUACAAACAAUAUUAGCUUAUAGAUUAGAUUGGGCCGCAGGCCUUUUUUUGCUAAAAACUUAAUAGAUUAUUUGGCACUAUAAAUGAUUUGAC